Aspergillus versicolor CBS 583.65 is the source of this 599-nucleotide messenger RNA. RefSeq lists its product as uncharacterized. The transcript has a single exon. The coding region runs from base 76 to 423 and encodes 115 amino acids. The record is from RefSeq and is a predicted model, not a curated record. Lineage: Eukaryota; Fungi; Ascomycota; Eurotiomycetes; Eurotiales; Aspergillaceae.
AUAAACAAUCAAAGAUCAUUUCUGGCCACUUGAUGCUUCUUCUACUCACUGUAAGAGCCAAUUUCUCAUUCACCUAUGACGCCACUUAAGAGAGCAGUUAAGAAAAUAGCUACUACACUAGCUAAGACACUGUUUAAAAGGCCCGGGCGCCGAAGAACACCACCGAGUCAGUAUGAUAACCUACCAAAGUUCAGCCGGUUGACGAGCGAGAUUCUACAAGAGCUACGCAGAAAAACCGAUCACCUACGGCCUCAAUUUCGCUAUUGGCCUCACAGACUAUCCCAACUCGCCCCAGAUUAUCUCGAAGACUGCUCAAUAACUCGCUUGAAUGAUAUCAGAAGGUUCUCUAGACGGGGAGGUGCCGAUCUUUCAGAUCUUAGAGGUGUAUGUUGUUUCGCCCAUCUAUCAACAGAUCAAAAUUAAUUACUCAAUUUCCAGUUUCCACCACCUAUGUCUUUUCAGGCAUAUUCAAUAGAUCCAAGCUCGUCAGGUUAUGGCCACAAGAGAAAGGAGAAGAAAGACAAUAAGAAAUAAAAGUUGUUUGUCAAUGGCUGGCUAGGGGCUCAAGGAAUUUCAUGUCACCACACGCAUUUUUCGAC